Messenger RNA from Acanthoscelides obtectus, 813 nucleotides. NCBI's taxonomy places the organism in Eukaryota, Metazoa, Arthropoda, Insecta, Coleoptera, Chrysomelidae. The record is from the annotation of a GenBank genome assembly.
AUGUAUGCAGCGACAAUACCUUCAGUACUGACUUUUCUUACAUUACAAUUUAAUCGGGGAUGCUCCUUCAGCUCUCUUAACUCAUACAGGGCCGCAAUCUCUCAAAUCCUGGGGCCAAACCUAUCAGAUGAUUUCAGGAUUAAAAGACUUUUCAAAGGCCUUAGCUCUUUAAGACCCCCCUUGCCUAAGUACAAUAAGACAUGGGACCCAGCAAUCGUCCUCGAUUACAUCAAACGGUUGUCACAAAGUCCGCUUAACUUGGAAAACUUAACCUACAAAACUGCCAUGUUAAUAGCACUGGCUACAGGUCAACGAGUACAGACCUUGGCAAGUAUUAAUAUUAAUGACAUCCAUGUUUUUCCAGAUAAAUUGGAACUUGUAAUAAAAAAGAAACUCAAGACCUCAAAUAUUAACAGAACUCAACAUGUCUUAGUAUUGCCAUUUUACACCAGUGACAUUAAUAUCUGUCCAGCAAAAUCCUUGCUAUCAUACAUAGAAAAAACUAAAGAAAUUAGGAACUCAACGAGCGCCCUAUUCUUAACCUUUAAAAAACCCCAUAGAGCCGCUACCACACAGUCUAUUAGCAGAUGGUUAAAAGGAGUUCUGAACAGAAGCGGUGUAGAUACUGAUGUAUUUAGUGCUCAUAGCACCCGACACGCGUCUACGUCUGCUGCCGACCGGAAAGGAGUUAGCUAUGAUACGAUACGGACUGCAGCAGGCUGGACGGAGAAGUCAAAAACGUUUGCUGUUUUUUAUAAAAAGCCGUUAUUAUCCAAAGAACUGGACUUUGCUAAUGCGGUACUAGAUUCAUAA